Cuscuta campestris is the source of this 3796-nucleotide messenger RNA. The record is from the annotation of a GenBank genome assembly. NCBI's taxonomy places the organism in Eukaryota, Viridiplantae, Streptophyta, Magnoliopsida, Solanales, Convolvulaceae.
GCGUGCCGGAGUGGUUAUCGGGCAUGACUAGAAAUCAUGUGGGCUCUGCCCGCGCAGGUUCGAAUCCUGCCACUCACGUUUCCUUUUCUUUUUAUCUCUUUCGACCUUCGUUCAGAAGGUUCUUUUACGUACUUGCCAGUUUUUUUCCCCAUUAAAGACGGAGCACCGUCGACGGAGCUCGGCGAACAGCUAAUGCCCGGCCAUCCAUGCCAAUACCGACGCUUUACUUUUUCCUUUCGCAGGAGCCCGCCGCCGGUUACAUCUGUAGAUCGAAACAAGCAUUUUGAUUCUGCCGACAUGUUAUUUUUUUAGUUCUACGAUGAGCCCUACGAUCUGAUUUCAUAGAAAUGAAAAAGUAGAUUGAAAAUUGUCUGAUAUCAGUUUGAGUUCCGCUACAUUUCCAUGGCAUCAACAAGCAGAAGAUCGACGGUUCCAGAGGACGAGGAGUUCGAACAUUUUGACGAUUUCACUUUGGCAUCUUCAUGGGAAAGGUUCAUAUCUGAGAUAGAGGCAGUUUGCAGGCAAUGGCUGGCAGAUGGCCCUAGUAAUUUAUUGAAGAAGGAUGCUGUUCGCUUGGAUGCCUUUGAAGGACUUUAUAAAGUCAAAUCUGAACUUAAGUAUGCUACUAAAAGCUAUCUGAUGGAGUACUAUUUUGAAACAAAUAAUGAUGGAAAAACAAGUGAUUGGACUCAUGCGUUGCACGAUUUACAGCUCUCUUUUGGGGUGAAAGACUUUCUGGUGAUUGCUCCACUCAGUGCAAGUGGUGUACUUCUUGAUAGACCAGAGGCCACCAAGCUAUUAAGUGCAGUUGCUAUUGCAUUAUCCAACUGUUUCAGUCUGUGGCCUGCUUUUGUUCCAGUUCAUGAUCCAUCUCGUAAAGCUUACAUUGGGAUUCAGAAUAUGGGUACACUUUUCACAAGAAGAUUCGAGGCUGAUCGUAUUGGUAGUCAGGUUCCUGUGAGGCUUAUGCACUUGGAGGGACUAUAUGAGCUAUUUGUCUCUAAAUUUGCCUUCAAUAUGGACUUGUCAGUGCAUCUAUUCAAAGUGAACCUCAAGAUGAAGCUGACCUACAAAUCGCUUCCUUGCGAUGAUGAUGAUGAUGUUGAUAAUGAUACCCAAGAAACGGAUGCUGAAAUACAGGAACCUGACGAGAGUCCCAAAAGCUACAGACAUAACAAAACACAUUGGGAUGAUGACUGCCCUUGGAGUGAGUGGUACACAGCUGAGGACCCAAUAAAGGGAUUUGAAUUGUUUGCCAUAUGGUCUGAGACAAUCAUUGGAAGCUCUGCAGAUAUGGCGGUAUUGGAAAAUGCUUCACCCUUUGAAGCUGAGAAGUGGUUGAUAUCUCCAAAUUUAUCUGAAGCUAUCACUGAUAAUGGGAAAAUCAUUGGAUUUUCAUCGCAAUUGCAUCUUUUAGUUGAUGCUUUGGCUAAGUCUUUUCAGGCUCAAUUCAUGGAGGAUUUUGUUUCAGUUGAGAGUUCUGGAUCUGAAGGCAUAAAGUCUACUGCAGUCAUACCUCCACCAACAGUUCUUGCUCGUGUGCUUAAAGAUCUCUUUGAUAAUGCUGAAGGGGUGGAACUCCGUUUCCCUGAAAGUGAGCCUAAGAGUUCUCGGGCCAUCAAAGGCGCCCCUCUUCAAUCUCUUUUUGCACAGUUCUGUCUUCAUGCUCUUUGGUUUGGAGAUUGCAAUAUACGAGCAAUUGCUGUACUCUGGAUAGAGUUUGUAAGAGAAAUUCGUUGGUGUUGGGAAGAGUCACAGCCAAUACCGCGAAUGCCAGCAAAUGGUGUAAUUGACCUCUCAACUUCUUUGGUUAAUCAGAAAUUGCACAUGCUUGCAAUUUGCAUAGAUAAGAAACGGAAACAUAACCAAAAGCAUAGUCAGGGAAAAGGCGAAUACAAGGAUAUGCUUAAUACUCAUGUCAAGGAAGAUAAUCACGAUUGGAGUGAGAUAUAUCCUGAUGAUAUGCCGGGUUCUUGUGAGGAACGUAACAGAUCUUCUACUACAGAUGGUCCGCGUGAUACUCCCUCUGAGACGGAAAAACUUUAUAAUCAGAAGCUUCCAAGGCAUACUAGGAGAGGAUCAGCUGGUACAAUGGGGUCUAUGAUGCUUCUGAAAUCACAACAGAGCAUGCACACUCCAUACACCCAGGAUCCACUGCUUAUGACUGAAGACAUGCAUGAAGAACGUCUCCAAGCAAUUGAAGCUUUUGGCAAUUCUGUUAUGUUUACAGUUUGUAUAGACAUCAGUAUACACCCCCUUGAGCAAAAAGAUCUAAGAAAUGAAAUGUGUACAAAAUACAAUGACAACAACAACCUAGUAAAAUCCCACGGAUGGGGUUUAAGGAGCUCAGCUCAAUUGGAAAAAGAGGUUUUGUCAUCAGAUAUGUCUGCCUUUAAAGCAGCAAAUCCAGAUUCUGUAUUUGAGGAUUUUAUCAGAUGGCAUUCACCUAGAGACUGGGAGAGUGAUGAUAAUAAUGCAAUGGGAGGGUCAAUAAAAAAGUGGCCUCCUCAAGGAAGGCUUUCAGAAAGAAUGUCAGAUAAAGGAAAUUACUGGAGAAAAAUCUGGAAUGAAGCCCUUCCUUUGCCAGUUUCUGAGCAGAAGCCUCUUGUAGAUCCAAAUCGAGAAGGUGAAAAGGCUCUUCAUUAUUUGGAAACCUUGCGACCUAAUCAGUUGUUGGCUCAAAUGAUUUGCACGGCUUUCAGAGCAGCAGCUGACACACUAAAUCGGACAUCUUUUGGAGGUUUAAAACAAAUGUCAAUCAAAUUGGACCAACUCUAUCUCACCCUGGCAUCAACCUUGAGAUGCUUACAAAAGAAUGACCUUUCUGCUGAUGCUGAAAUUAUUGAUGACCUGAAGCGCCUUUCUUCCAUCUUUGAACAUGUGGAGAAGUUGGUCAUCGUCGCGGCUUCUCUUCAUCGUACCUUCUUGCAGGCGCCACGUUUAUCUGAAGCAAUUUUCAACGACUUUUUCAACUUCUACAUUCCUAAAAUGGGAACUGCUUCAGUUGGGGGUGAUACCAAGGAGUUCUCGAAGAAGCAACGCGUGAGACGACGAGAGAGAGAGGUGGUUGCGAGCAUCUUCACUCCUCCCAACGCCAACCAGUCAUGGAGGAAAGUGCUGAGCAUGGGGAACCUCCUCAAUGGGAAUGAACCAAUCCUAAGGGAGAUCAUAUUUUCCAAAAGAGAAACAGUGGGUGGAAGUUAUUAUGCUACCAAUACUCCAAGGAACAAUGAACAACAUGAGGAUAUAGAGACACACAGGAUGUAUCUAUGUGGAACCUCCAAUGACCUGAGUGUAGCACUUGCUGUUGCCUCUUGUGACUGACUAAUCUUUUAUGCCUGGCUUCCAAUGAAACUUGGAGCUCCAUUGAUAUGAGGAUUUCUGCAACUCUUUUCGGUUUUCUUCACAUAUAUAUAAAUUCGAUUCCGGUUCUAUUCUAAAUGAAAUUUCCUCCUCAGAUCCUAUUGCCUUGUGGGAUUUUACUGGGUUUGCUGCAAGCUGUUGUAGUCUACAUUAACUUGAUGAAGCUUUUUACAGGACUUUUCUAAAACCUUGUAUGGGAAUCAACCUCCUAACUUUGAAGUUCCUACAAACCCGUCGGUAGGGGAGGAAUUGUGUGGGCUGUGACCAAUGUUUUGAAAACCGGACCGGACGUCAACUCGAACAAGGUAGUGGGUCAAGGGUUGACCGAUCGAACCGGUUGAACCGGAGGUCAAUGACCCGGUCAACUAUGUUUAUAAUAAUAAUAUUUUAUGAUAUAUUAGAUAUUUUCAGUUAAUAAAAUAUUUUAAUUUAU